AUGCGCCGUCGUCCCACCUGCGUCCCGUCCAUCUCGGCGAUCGUGUCGCCCAAGCAAGAUUCUAUCGGCAUUUGCAUCAAGGCGCCGAAGAAAGGGUCGUUUGGUGACAAGGUGUGCCACGCCGCGGCCGAUGCGACGACGCUGACCGUGCUUGUCGGUGGGCCGCACGGCAAGCCGGCCGUCGACCUCGACCGGUACGACCACGUGGUCAUGAUCUGCGGCGGUAUUGGUGUCACGCCGAUGCUGAGCGUGAUGAACCAGUGCCGCGACAAGUGGGGUGAGACGCGCCGCGCCAACUUGGAAAUGCACUGGGUCGUGCGCGCGCCGGCGGAUCUCUUGAGCGCCGACCGCCUCAUGUUCCCGCUGCCGCAUGAUAUUGUGUGCAAGCUCUACAGCACGGUGGCCGACGAGUCCAGCAGCCUCCUCAGCAGCACGGGCGAGACCGUACACUACGUCCGUGGCAAGCCGAUUCUGGACGAGGUCAUCAACCACGAGCGGUUCCUGGGGAAGAAGGUGUGCGUACUCGCGUGCGGCCCACCGGGUCUCGUGGCCGACGUCCAGCGCCACGCGCGGUCGGUCAACGUCGACUUCCACAAAGAAGUUUUUUUGUUCUAGCGCCAUUUAGAUCUUAUAUACGAAACUGAUAAUUUGAUACAGUUUCCACGCUUAAAGAAAACCAAUGUCGAG
Saprolegnia diclina VS20 is the source of this 687-nucleotide messenger RNA. RefSeq lists its product as hypothetical. Gene Ontology annotation, cellular component: plasma membrane. Gene Ontology annotation, molecular function: oxidoreductase activity. The transcript has a single exon. The record is from RefSeq and is a predicted model, not a curated record. Bases 1 to 615 code for a protein of 204 amino acids. NCBI's taxonomy places the organism in Eukaryota, Oomycota, Saprolegniomycetes, Saprolegniales, Saprolegniaceae.